Messenger RNA from Phytophthora infestans T30-4, 864 nucleotides. RefSeq lists its product as uncharacterized. NCBI's taxonomy places the organism in Eukaryota, Oomycota, Peronosporomycetes, Peronosporales, Peronosporaceae. Bases 22 to 864 code for a protein of 280 amino acids. The transcript has a single exon. The record is from RefSeq and is a predicted model, not a curated record.
AACCAAUACGUUCACAUGACCAUGACCAAGCAGGACGAGAUCAAGACCAUGCAGCUGUACCGUCAUUUGGAUCGGAUUGAUCGUCGCCUGAAAGAGUUGGGCUACACCAGCAAGGACAUCCCAGUGGAUCCGGAGCAGUUAGGUACUCUGGACUCGCUACAUUUCUUCGGCGACGAGCCUAUUUGUCACAUUGUGGCGCUGCUGGACGAAACUCCGAAUGAAAAGAAGGUGCUGGACAUCGGUACGGGCUUCGGAGGCACAGCUCGACUGCUAGCACACCGUAGUGGGUGCAAAGUGGACGCUUUGGAGUUACAACCCGACCUGAGUGAGGCUGGUCGAGAGCUCACUCGACGUUGCGGACUAAACGACCAAGUCUCGCACUUGAGCGGGGACUUCUUGGAGCUUCCAAUUCGAAAGAAAGAGUACGACGCAGUGAUAGGGUUGCUGUGCUUCCUGCAUAUCGGCCAUUGGCGCCAGCUCUUCCAACGGUGCUACGAUAGUCUCAAACCAGGUGGGUUCCUGUAUGUCGACGAUUUUUUUCUUCGUGGGGAAAACUUGACACACGAAGACAAACUCACGCUCAAGCAAGAUAUUUACUGCUCCGAUUUACUGCGUCAAGAGGAGAUUCGAGCUGUACUGAAAGCUUGUGGCUUUGAGGAGCUCGAUUUUCAAGAUAUGACGGACAAGUGGCUGCCGUAUGUGUCCGACCGAUCCACACAGUACCAUGCAGCACUGGAAACCCACAAGGCUCGUGACGGCGAGGCGGCAGCUCAUGACCUUGACCACUUCUACUCUCGUGUAGCACUUCUAUUCCGUGCUGGAAAUGUGGGAGGUUACACGCUGAUCGUGCGUAAACCGCUUUGA